Molecule: messenger RNA, 1659 nt
Organism: Brassica napus (rape)
Lineage: Eukaryota; Viridiplantae; Streptophyta; Magnoliopsida; Brassicales; Brassicaceae
Product: protein INAPERTURATE POLLEN1
Exons: 1
Coding region: 222-1046 (274 amino acids)
Biological process (GO): DNA-templated transcription
Molecular function (GO): sequence-specific DNA binding
Source: RefSeq, a predicted model, not a curated record
ACCUUUAGUCUCACAGGCGGUUAAGAGCAGGUUGGACUGGUAUAGUACUAUUAACUGAACCGAACGAAAUUGAAACUCAGAAGUUUCUGGUUUAGUUUCCAAUAUAACCGACAUCACCGAUUCAGUUAUAUAUUGCAUUCCCUCCAAAAAAACAGAGUGAGACCUCAUAUGAUAUAAAGAACCCUCGAGAAGCUAAGAAACAAAUCGUCUCCCGCAAGAAAAUGCCUUUCUCUAUCUUCUCCCGCAAGAAACCCACUCGCCGGUUCAACGACUUCUACUCCGACUGGUCCAAAACCCUAACCGACAACUGCCUCCCUCUCCUCCGCCAAUCCCUCUCCUCCGCCGCCUCCGCCUCCGUCCUCUCCUCCAACGUCGACCUCGUCCUCCGCCACCUCGUCUUGUACUACGAAACCCUAGACCUCGCCGCCGACCCCAACACCAUCCCUUACCUCCUCUUCCCUUCGUGGCGCAACUCCCUCGAGACGCCCUUCCUCUUCCUCGGCGACAUCCACCCGUACCUCCUCACCAACCUCCUCCGCUCCUUCAUCGACCGCGAGAAUCAAGAUUCCGACUACGAGGACGAGGACACCCUCCGCUUGAUUCCGGACCUCGUGAACCAGCCCUUGAAGAUCGCCACCGCGUGGAAAGAUCCGUCGGACGAGCUGGUGAUGAGGAUCGAUCAGAUAGAGUGUACGAUGAGGCUUAUGGUUCCUGUUCUUAUGGACCGUGUGAGGAAAGCGCAGAGAGGGUUCGUGUCUCGCGUCUCGGAGAACUGGAUCGCGUCGUAUCAGGUGGGGAAGAAGAGGAAGACGGCGGUGACGGCAGCUUCGGCGGGUGUGGAGGAUGCGGCCAAGGGAGAGAUGGAGGAGCUUGUGAGUAUCUUUGUUGACGCGAACCGUUUGAGGAAGAGUGUGAUCAUGGACAUUGUUGGAGCUACGAGCGAGCAUCAAGCAGCUUUGUAUCUUGAAGGGUUGUGUCAGUUUCUUGCUGGGUUUAAAGAUCAGGUUCUUCUCCAAGAUUUCGAGGUCGUUGCAUUGCCCAAUUAGGAAAAUAAAUAACUCUGUGUUUCUUCAUGGUUGAAUCAAGAUUUGAUUAGUUGUAGAAUGUUUUCAAAAUUUUGUAAAUUUCUAUGGAGUUGCACUCCGUUAUGUUACAUAUUACAUUCUAUAGAGACGGCCAUAGCCGGUUAUUAUCCGGUUAUGUUGAGAUUUUGUAUAGAUGAUAUGGUUUUGUAAGUUUUCCACUUUUCAGAGAAAUGCAAUGUUGCUUACUUGUUUAGCUAGGAGGGCUUAUCCAGCACCUACAAAAACAGAACACUCUUAGGUCUAUGUUUCUUCUUAUACAUAAUUUGGAUGGACUCUCAAAGAAUGUGAACUACUAAGAGUCUAUUUGUUAAUGUUCGUAUGUUAGUUUAGAAAACACUUAACAUUAAUUGAGAGUCAGUCCAAAUUACUGUAUGUAUAAUGUUGAACGAAUAUAGCAUGUCAAUCGGUUUGUUCAGUUGUGGUUUGUUUGGAAUUUUUCGGUUUGGUUUCUAGAUUGAUUGGUUUUCCUUCCAUUUUAACAUGUUAACCCAGAGUUUGCAUCUGGCUGCAGCUGACCAUCGAUGGAGCCCAUGGCAUAGCUGAGAAAUAUUAUCGAGCCCAUAAGCCUAGAAUU